AUGUGCUCCCAAGACAGGAGACAGCUCAGAAGUUACGAAUGCCUUGUGGGGGUCUUCGGAGUAGCAGAAGCGAUCAGCCUAGAACUCGUGCCCACACCAGAGCUGCCUGAGGAAUACGCCUACCCAGACUACCGCGGCAAGGGCUGCGUGGACGAGAGUGGCUUCGUGUAUGCAAUCGGAGAGAAGUUCGCCCCGGGUCCCUCAGCCUGCCCGUGUCUGUGUACCGAGGAGGGUCCCCUUUGCGCGCAGCCGGAGUGCCCGCGGCUUCACCCGCGCUGCAUCCACGUCGACACUAGCCAGUGCUGUCCACAGUGCAAGGAGAGGAAGAACUACUGCGAGUUCCGAGGCAAGACCUACCAGACUUUGGAGGAGUUCGUGGUGUCUCCAUGUGAGCGGUGUCGCUGUGAAGCCAAUGGUGAAGUGCUGUGUACAGUGUCGGCCUGUCCCCAGACGGAAUGUGUGGACCCCGUGUACGAGCCUGACCAGUGCUGCCCCAUCUGCAAAAACGGCCCAAACUGCUUUGCAGAAACUGCUGUCAUCCCAGCUGGUAGAGAAGUGAAGACCGAUGAAUGCACCAUAUGUCACUGUACUUAUGAGGAGGGUACGUGGAGAAUCGAACGGCAAGCCAUGUGCACAAGACAUGAAUGCAGGCAAAUGUAG
Molecule: messenger RNA, 660 nt
Organism: Cricetulus griseus (Chinese hamster)
Lineage: Eukaryota; Metazoa; Chordata; Mammalia; Rodentia; Cricetidae
Source: RefSeq, a predicted model, not a curated record